This is a messenger RNA of Eucalyptus grandis, 1367 nucleotides long. Its product is annotated as 28 kDa ribonucleoprotein, chloroplastic. Gene Ontology annotation, cellular component: cytosol. The record is from RefSeq and is a predicted model, not a curated record. Bases 77 to 1000 code for a protein of 307 amino acids. Gene Ontology annotation, biological process: circadian rhythm. Gene Ontology annotation, molecular function: mRNA binding. The transcript is spliced from 4 exons. Lineage: Eukaryota; Viridiplantae; Streptophyta; Magnoliopsida; Myrtales; Myrtaceae.
ACGAUGACUCAGCUUCAAAAUAUCUCUCUCAAUCCCGCUCCUUAUCCUCUUUCUCCUCCUCUCCAAGCCGCUGGCAAUGGCGACCCUUGAGACCGCGCUCUCCAUCUUCUCCGGACGAUCGUCGUCGUCGUCAUCGUCGUCGUCUCCUCUCCACUCCCGCUCCCCUGCGCCCGCCAAGCCGCCGUCGGGUUCCCUCAAGCUUCGGUUUUCUCCGGCGACUCCGCCUCCGCGGCCGUCGAGCUCGCUUCGCGGGCGGCUUCUUCUUCGUCUUCUUCUUCGCGUGCCUCGCGACGAGCGAGCCGGGAAACCAUGCCUCGGGCCGUGCUUCGCGGUCCAAGAAAUGGCGGCCGAGAGCGAGGCCGAGGCCGAGGCCGACGAGGAAACCCAGGAGCAGAACAUCAAGAAGAAGCUCUACGUGGUCAAUUUGCCCUGGUCGCUCUCCGUUCAAGACAUCAAGAACCUGUUUGGCCAGUGUGGCACUGCCAAAGACGUCGAGAUUAUAAAGCAGAAGGAUGGAAGAAGCAGAGGUUAUGCUUUCGUGACAAUGUCUUCCGGGGAAGAAGCUCAGGCUGUCGUUGAGAAAUUCGAUUCAUUUGAAGUCUCUGGGAGGAUUAUUAGAGUAGAGUUUGCAAAGAGAUUUAGGAGACCUCCUCCUCCGCCUCCACCUAAUGUUCCCCCUGCUAAGGAGACCCGUCACAAGCUUUAUGUGUCUAAUUUAGCUUGGAAAGCUAGAUCGACCCAUCUUCGAGAAUUGUUUUCAGAGAACUUUAAUCCCGUGUCGAGUAGAGUGGUUUUCGAAAGCCCUUCUGGUAGAUCUGCUGGCUAUGGAUUUGUGUCGUUUGCCACAAGGGAGGAAGCUGAGGCAGCAAUUUCUGCAUUGGAUGGAAAGGAAUUGAUGGGUCGUCCACUUCGUCUAAAAUUUAGCGAAAGGAAUCCUGCCGAAUCUGAAAGUGGAAAUGAAGGGGAGGGAACUUCCGAGGAUCAGCCUGAUAACUCAUGAACUGCUUUGCUGAUAUGACAUUCAAAGAUCAUCAACCUGCAAGCUCUAUUUACAUCUCUUGCAAAUAUAGGACAGAAUUUCCUUCGUCUGUGCAUUUUAUAGACUCAUCCAAUCUUGUAUGGAAAUGUUGCUCAGAGAAGUUGUGAUUCUUUAGUGUUUCCUACUUUCUUUUGCUUACAUUAACAACUUAAGCUGGGAUCAGGGCAGUGCAGAUUCCUCUAUUCUAGACCGCAUUUGUUUGUAAAUCACAUGAAAUUUGGUUCUUCGAUGUAAGGAGAUCCCGUACGCUGGAACCUGGCCAUCUUUUUAGUCAGAGUGUAGAUUUGUCGGCAUUUUUGACAUUCUAAUGGAUUCUUCUUUGCUCGAA